AUGAACGAUAACACUUCAGCGGAUCCUUCGAAAGGUGUGGAGCUGCUGAUGGGCACUAACGGAACGGGUGGGAAGGAGGUAUACGAAUACACCCCAGACCCAGGUUCUCACAUAAUCCAUGACAAUUCAUCUCAAGAGGCAUUUGACAGAGAUGGCUAUCGGUUAGCAAGAGGUGCGAAGGAGCUUGACGACUCAGAAGUCAGCCCGAGUACUGCCUACGAGUUUUUUAGAGGAAAGACGUACAAGAGCACAGCCUUUCGUAAUGGCUUCUUUGCUCGUCGGGGGUGGGGGCCGUCGGAUUCGGGUCCGUUGGAGGUACGCGGACAGCAGGUGCUUCGCGCUGCCCCCCAAAGUAGCCGCGCAGGCGACAAGGGAUCG
Molecule: messenger RNA, 378 nt
Organism: Eimeria maxima
Lineage: Eukaryota; Apicomplexa; Conoidasida; Eucoccidiorida; Eimeriidae
Exons: 3
Source: RefSeq, a predicted model, not a curated record